AUGGGUCAAUCACACACGAAGCCGAUCGAAAGAAAGAGCUCGUCCGCAUCAAUAUCAUCCAGACAUGCAUUCAGGCCAAGGAAAUAUCUAACAAGAGUAGAACUCGUCUCGUUACAGUAUGUUUUCAACAAUCUAAAAUCGACCUUCAAAGACAACUUUGAGUGCAUUGAGCCAAAGCAGUUUUUGAAACACCUGCAACUACCUUCUCAAGUUGAACCUGCUGGUGUUUUACUGUUCAAGGCAUUUUCAUAUUUAGGCUCCUAUCCCUCAUGCGCAACAGCUGGCCCUGUUCCUCUAUCGUUUGAAGCAUUUAUUACUGCAUUUGUAGUCAUCAUAGGAUAUCUCGACACAGAGACAGACAACGUAUCUGAAAACCUCUUUUUUCAAUCAUUAUCGGUAUUGCCAGCGCCAGAGGAUGCUGCUAAAGCACAAGUAGAGGAUGACGACGAGCCAGUCAUGGUAGCAAAGCCGGAUGAAGACCAUGAAGAAACACUGCUAUCGAGAGGCCUUUCAUUGGCAGAGCUAGGCGUGGAUUUCAGUGAUAUGGAUCUGGAUAAAGGAGAUGAUACAGCAGCAACAGAAGAUGGAGAAGGAGGAUCCAAGAUCUUGUGUCGAGAUUUAAUUGAAUUGUUUGUCCUGCUGAUUUGGCUUGGAGAGGCAGACAAGGACUGUCAGCAUGAUUUCGACAGUAUGCACAACAUGGCAGCCAAGAUUGUGAACAAUAUCAAGCCCCUGGAUACUAGCAGUGAUGAUCUACCGUGUAUUUCGCACGUCUCAUUUUGCCAGUGGAAGAACACCUUUUCACCACACUUAUUUAAGCCAUUACAAUCACUUGUUAUUAAAACCUUCACCUACCACCUAAAAGAAAACCAAUCUCGCUUACUGCCACAAGAUCAAGUACCCACACCCAGUGAAUCAGAGAUACUGUCUCCACUUUAUACCACCUUGUUAUCAUGGUCUUUACCCGAGGAGAUCCUCAUCACCAAGCAGUGGAGUCGACUUUACUCGGCAGAUCAGAAUGGCUUCAGUAUGAAUCGCUUUGAGAGCCAUGUCUUCAAGUACCCAGGCCCCACCUUGUUUGUGAUGAGAGUCGACGCGAUAUCCACGCCUUACAUCAUUGGAGGCAAAAAGAACACUAUGGAACAACAUCAGUCAAUGAUUGUGGGAGCUUACAUUACACAACCUUGGAAGCACUCGAAACACUUUUGGGGGACAAAUCAGUGCUUUUUGUUUGAACUGGACCCCUCAUUCGACAUCUUUCGACCCAUUAUCAACCGAGGCGGUGUCGAUAACAACGACCAUUACAUUUACUACCAUCAUGAUUUUGGCAUUGGAUUUGGCGCCACUACUGGCAGCAAUCAAAAGCAUGAGUUUAUUCUUUCAUUGAAAAACACAUUACAAGAAGGCAUCUAUCAGAAUGAAGCAUACCCGUCUCAGCCUAGUUUCCAGAGCGCCAUCAAAUCGAGAAGACAUCAGGAUUUUUAUUAUCAAUUUGAUACUGAGGAUAUUGAAGUGUUUGGUUUGGGCAAUGAAAAGGACAGAGAAAGACAAGCAAAAGAGUGGCAAUUCGAGAAGCAAGAAGCUGCCAGAAGAGCAGGUGUCAACAUAAGACAAUCGGAUGGACAACUGGAUAAAGAAUUAUUAAAAAUGGCUGGUAUUAUUGAUGAAGACAGGAGACAAGAUCGUUGA
This is a messenger RNA of Mucor velutinosus, 1689 nucleotides long. It is a transcript of the gene TSR1, whose product is annotated as ribosome biogenesis protein tsr1. NCBI's taxonomy places the organism in Eukaryota, Fungi, Mucoromycota, Mucoromycetes, Mucorales, Mucoraceae. The record is from RefSeq and is a predicted model, not a curated record. Gene Ontology annotation, biological process: response to oxidative stress. The coding region runs from base 1 to 1689 and encodes 562 amino acids. The transcript is spliced from 2 exons. Gene Ontology annotation, cellular component: nucleus.